CUGGCACUGUGAAUCGCAUUGACGUUGCAUGUUAACGUGUCGGAGACAGUAAUACUAGUAACGUGCAUGCUUGUGCUAGCUAGCUUAGCCGCGUCAGCUAGCCGUGUUAGCUACGGUUAGCUGCGCUUCUAGCGGUGCUAAUCAGCCUUCCGCAAACUAGACUGCUACAGCGUUAAAGCAAGUCCCGAUUGUGAGAACGGCACGUCGUAGUGUUGAUCGUAGUUUGUCUCGUUGAAUUCCCGAUUAAAAGAAAAGCCCAGUGCAAAGAAUGUAUGCUAUUAUUUGCUCGGUUGUCAAAACUCCGAAGUCCCGCCGUUUGACUGAGCGAGUCUGCGUCCUGGGCCCUGAACCCUAGCGUGCUUUAACCCUUCAAUGUUGACCUUUCACCCACAGGAAAAGAAAUACCUUUAUCUUCCGUAUCGAUUUGAAAUAGCUGGCUGCCAAGAGCUUGUUUGUGACACUGCUGCAGCUUUGCCGCUCACCCGUUCAAACUCAACAGUGAUAUUCAGCCGUAUUUUAUUUGGAAAUUGCUUAUCCUUUUAAAAAUGGGACUACAUAAUUGAUGGACUGUUUAAAAAAAGAAAAUAAUUUGGUGUGCAUGCCUCAUGGGGCACUGAUGUAAAGACCAGUACAAGAAGGUGCGUGCGGUAUCGAUAUGGAUGGACUGACUCAAAGGAUUCAACUUGUGUCAGCAGACAGCAACAUGGCAUUAGGACACAGAAUCCAGAUUGUAACUGAUCAGCAGACUGGCCAGAAGAUCCAGAUCGUCACAGCACUUGAGCCAUCUUCCCCUGGAAAGCAACAGUAUAUUCUAGCAAAUGCUGACUAUUCCCCUGGUGGGAAGGUGAUCCUGGCCAAGCAGGAAGGUUCACCCAACAAGGUCAUCCUCACCACUCCAGACUGCUCGGGGGUUAACCAGCUGUUGUUUGCCUCCCAUGAUCUGGCUGGGCAGCAGAUUCAGUUUGUGACUGACGGUUCAGACCAGUCGAUUGUGAAGCCGGUUGUGGAGUACUGCGUUGUCUGUGGGGACAAGGCCUCAGGGCGUCAUUACGGAGCGGUCAGCUGUGAGGGCUGUAAGGGCUUCUUCAAACGCAGCAUUAGAAAGAACCUAGUGUACACCUGCAGGGGCUCUGGAGAGUGUGCCAUCAACAAGCUCCACCGAAACCGCUGCCAGUACUGUCGACUGCAGCGCUGCAUGUCUCUGGGCAUGAAACAGGAUUCUGUGCAGUGUGAAAGGAAGCCCGUUGAAGUGAGGGAGAAAUCCGCCAACUGUGCAGCCUCCACUGAGAAAAUCUACAUCCGUAAAAACCUGUGUAGUCCUCUGGCUGCCACACCCACUUUUAUGUCUGACAAAGAAACUGCUAGGUCUACAAGUUUGCUUGAGUCAAGCAUGUUGCUCAACAUCCAACAACCCUUCACCAAGAUGGAAAACACCAUCUUGAUUCCAGUAUCCCCUGACAAGCAGGUCGACCCAUCUCAUGGUGACCUCGGCACGCUGGCAAAUGUAGUGACGUCCCUCGCCCACCUCAACAAGGCCAGGGAGGCGAUUGACGGCUGCAAUGACAUGAUGGGAGAUGAAACGCUUAGCAACGGGGACAGCUCGAUGACAGACAUCCAGGGAGAUGAGCAAAGUGCAAGUGAAAUCACUCGAGCUUUUGACACCCUGGCCAAAGUCCUGCACCCUGGUGAUGGCCCACCGGGAGGUUCCUUAGAGGCCACAAUGCAGCUGAUGUCGGGGGACCAGUCAGGUCCUGUGGUGGAGUUGGAGGGACCUAUACUUUCUGACAGCCAUAUCCCUUUCAAGCUUAUGAUGCCUUUGCCUGUGCCAGAGUACCUCAAUGUCAACUACAUCUGUGAGUCAGCUUCCCGGCUACUUUUUCUCUCUAUGCACUGGGCACGCUCCAUUCCUGCCUUUCAGACCCUUGGUGGUCAAGACAAUGACAUUAACUUAAUGAAGGCCUGCUGGAAUGAGCUGUUCGCUCUGGGUCUGGCACAGUGCUCCAACGUCAUGAAUGUUGGUACCAUCCUAAGUGCCAUUAUCAAUCAUCUGCAGACCAGCUUACAGGAAGAUAAGCUGUCCCCAGAUCGAGUAAAACUAGUAAUGGAGCACAUCUGGAGAAUGCAGGAGUUCUGUAACAGCAUGACCAACCUGUCCCCAGACUCUUAUGAAUAUGCCUACCUCAAAGCCAUCGUUCUCUUCAGUCCUGAUCACCCGGGCAUCGAUAACACACCACAGAUAGAGCGGUUUCAGGAGAAGGCCUACAUGGAGCUGCAGGACUACGUAACCACGUCCUACCCAGAAGACUCCUAUCGGUUAUCCAAGCUGUUGCUGCGUCUUCCUGCCCUCAGGCUGAUAAGUGCAGCUGUCACCGAGGAGCUGUUUUUCGCUGGGCUCAUUGGCAAUGUGCAGAUUGACAGCAUCAUCCCGUACAUCCUGAAAAUGGAGUCCACUGAUUAUAAUAGCCAGGCCGUCUCUGGGGUCUGACACGCUGUGCCAUUUGUAAUUGCAACUUUGGACUGUUAAAACUGGACAGCCAGCCAAUCGGAGUGCUCUGCAGAGCGAUCACUAAGUGGUCACAACAUACUGUAGUUAUGACACGGCAUCCAAUGGGAAUUCUGUUUUUCAACUGGCUCCUCGGUAACCAGUCGGUAGAGCACAACCCAAAAAGAGGACAAACACAAAUCAACUCCAGUGGCCGGUGAGCCUGCCAAUAUCUCCCCAUUCAGGAAUGAACCCCUGAAACCUGCAUAGUAGAUUGCGCUUUUUAUUGUACAUAGUAUUUUAUGCUUCAUCGUCUACAGGACUUUUCUUUUUUCUGCAGAUAUUGUUUCCACUUUGAAGGAAUCAGGGUGGUUUGUUUUUUCAAUGCUUUCCUGCAAGGUCAUGCUUUAUUUUUAUUUUCUAAUCAUUCUGAGGAUAAAAAAUUUAAAUAAUGUGAAUUGAUUUGUGAGAUGUCUUUAUCGCAAAAGGUUAUAACCUUUUAUUUCUUAUUUGUUUGCUAAUCCAAAGGAUCAUGCAGCAUUACUUGUCAAAUAUUUGACAGCUUGAAUCAUUGUGUGUGUGUGUAUAUAGAUUUGUAUAUAAAAUGCACCAAGAUGGCUAAAAUGGGCAGCACUUGGUAAUUUGUGAAUUCCAUCUUUUGGAAAAAUUAAUGUGGAUGGAAAAUGGUAAUUUCAUUUGAAAAUAAAAAUAAAAACACCUUUCAACCUU
Messenger RNA from Cyclopterus lumpus (lumpfish), 3211 nucleotides. RefSeq names its product nuclear receptor subfamily 2, group C, member 1 (gene nr2c1). Lineage: Eukaryota; Metazoa; Chordata; Actinopteri; Perciformes; Cyclopteridae. The record is from RefSeq and is a predicted model, not a curated record. Bases 656 to 2485 code for a protein of 609 amino acids. The transcript has 15 exons. Gene Ontology annotation, biological process: cell differentiation; negative regulation of transcription by RNA polymerase II; anatomical structure development. Gene Ontology annotation, molecular function: zinc ion binding; RNA polymerase II cis-regulatory region sequence-specific DNA binding; nuclear receptor activity.